Molecule: messenger RNA, 1813 nt
Organism: Pyrenophora tritici-repentis Pt-1C-BFP
Lineage: Eukaryota; Fungi; Ascomycota; Dothideomycetes; Pleosporales; Pleosporaceae
Product: actin
Biological process (GO): microtubule-based movement
Cellular component (GO): dynactin complex
Source: RefSeq, a predicted model, not a curated record
AUGUCUUCUGGCGGCGACCGCAAAGUCUCGGGCACCCUGAGCCGCAGCACUAGAGGACCGCCUCCACGUCUCGCCGACCUUGGAGAGUCACCACGGACACCGCUCCUGCGCACCAUCUCGGCUACCUUUGGCUCGCCCGGUGGCAGCUUCCGUACCGAAGACGAAUACAUCGUAAUUGAGGUUGGGUCGCGUUAUGUCCGCGGUGGAUUCGCUGGCGAAAGUGCCCCGCGAUGUACCCUUCCAUUCGGGCCUGACGAGCAGCGCAGAAUAGGCGACUACCGACAAUGGGAUCCUGAGCAUUCGCAGAAGAGGAAGCGGCGGAAAGCGGGAGAGGAUUGGGGACACGAUUACGAGCUGUAUCGCAUGGACUUGACCAAGGUUGAUUUGGGCCUGGUAGAAGACAAGUUUGAGAGGGCAAUGAGAGAGGCAUACAGCAAAUACUUCUUGUUGGACACGAAGCCGCGACGAAUCAUGCUCGCCAUGCCACCUCGUAUGCCACAUGCGCUCAUGUCGACUUUCUUCGACGUGCUCUUUACCAGCUUUCAAGCCCCGAGCAUCACCCUCAUGUCGACUCCAGUACUAUCGACAGUAGCUGCGGGGCUGCGCUCUGCGCUGGUGGUAGACAUAGGCUGGGCAGAGACGCUCGUAACCGCUGUAUGCGAGUUUCGUGAGCUGGCAGAGAGGCGCAGCGUUCGGGCAGGCAAGAUGCUCAGCGAAGAAAUGGCAAAACUGCUGAACGCUGAACUUGACGCCGCCGAACCAGGUGCAGAGAAGUCAGACAUAUCAUUUGAAGAGGCCGAAGAAGUUCUCACACGUGUUGGAUGGUGCAAACCAAUUCCGAGAUCGAAUCGGAGAACCUUAUACUUUCCCGCACGCGAGGCCCCUGUACUAGAAGAGUUUGAAGAUGCCAUCGAGUCUCCGCCGCCUAAAGUCACCAUACCCUUCCCGAAGCACACGCCUCCUAUCGAAAUUUCUGUACCCUUUGCAUUACUAGCCAAGCCUACCGAGGACGCUCUCUUCGCCCCAGAGCUAGCACGAAACGAGUUCGACGAUGAGGAACUCCCCUUACACCACCUUAUCUACCGCACGCUUGUUCAACUCCCGAUCGACGUCCGCCGAAUGUGUAUGUCGCGCAUAAUCAUCACAGGCGGCGUGUCGAACCUCCCCGGCCUUAAAACGCGUAUACUGAGAGAGAUGGAAGCACUGGUAAAGAUCAAAGGUUGGGACCCUGUCAAGAGUUACGGCACGGCAAGCGCACGUCGCGAAGAGAAGCUAUACCGUCAACGGGAAGAGUUCGAGAUGCGCCGGCAAGAAGGCGAAGACAUGGUAGCCUCGUCACUAGAGCGGAACAGUCCCCUAUCAACACCAGUAGCGGCAUUCCAGCAGCCUGAAGAAGACGCCAUAGACACCAAGUUUGCUGAACUAGCUGUCCGUAACGGCCCACCACCUGCGAGUUUGAUAGGUGGUGCGAUCAGAGGUGUAGAUACGCUGGGUGCGUGGGCAGGCGCAAGUCUGGCCGCUCAGCAACGUAUCAAGGGCAUAGUAGAGGUCGAGCGGGAUAGAUACCUCAAAGAUGGUUUGCAAGGCGCGAAUCGCGAAAAGGAAGUGUCGGUCAUUCCUCAGAGACAGAGCAUGAUGGGCCCUAGUCUAGCAACCAAAGGCGGGGAAAGAGCGAGUUGGACACUGGGCAUCUGGGCAUAGAAGUGUGGUAUAGUCGUCAUGGGUUCAAGAUGAACUGUUGUUGUCAUUGUUAAGAUUUUGUUUCGCGCUGAUACCCCCCGUUCAAUCAAGUCUCCGCGGUAGACAUUCUCUG